ACCAAGUAAUUGUUCUCUAAUAAUUUUGUAAGUGUAUAAACUAUCUAGUAGUUUAAGUAUGGUCCCCAAUAGGAUUCUGUCAUAUCAUAUUAGUUUAUUCUUGUGUUGUUUUUAGAUUUACCAUUUUAAGUAAUUUUCCACACUUCAGUAUAUGUUAUUAAAUUGACAAUGUCAAAGAAAACAGUCAAAACAGAGUAUUAUUGUUCAUUUAAGAAAAAAAUGAUGAGAAAAGGGAUUAAAUAGAGGGCAUGGUAGGAUUGUAGGGGGAGAAGAAGGGAGAAGACUGGAAUGAACUGUAAUUAGAAGUUGUAAAUGCAGUCAAAAGCGCGAUUUUAUCUAGAAGCGGUUGGGUGACCUAGAAGCGUAAAACCGUAAGCUUUUAAGUUUUAAAGCGUAGAUUUUGACUACAUUUGUAAGGAAAAAUCACGAUUCUACGUAAAAGCGUUUUGGUGACCCAAAAAAGUAAAAGCGUAAGUUUUUAAGUUUUAAAGCAUGAUUUUAACUGCAUUGUAAGCCACAAGAGCACAUAACCAUUAGCUAGAGUGAUUCAAUUCUUCAUCUUUAUUUGACACUCCACCAUCAUAAAAACAAACACAAAGGAUGAGGAAUCUAACACUAGCACGAGGAAGUCUUGAAUCUCGAUCAUCACUCAUUUGUCACCGGUGUCCUCGGUUUCAUCAUCAACCAUCAUCCAUUGUCACCGUAGUCAUCCUUGGUAUGAUUAUCGUCACUAGUGUCGAUCUUGUCCCCUAACUCGUUGGCCUCAUCGAUGAUAUUGAAGGCAUCAUCCUCAUCCACCCAUCUCGACGGACUCACUAGUGGUAUCACAGUCGUGAUGAUCAUCGGGGUAAAACUUAAAAUCCGUGCUGGCAAAUACAAUCAUCAUGAUAUAAGUGGGACUAAUAAGUCCUCAUUAAUUUUCAAAAGUAAAAGAUGAUCAGCUUGACAAGAGGUUACACCUCUUGACACUUUUAAUAGGGAUACAAGUUCUUUGUGCGCUUGUAUGUCGAAAUUAUCGUCACCUAAAUGUAUAUUCUCUUUCUUUUGCACAACUCCGAACAUGAGUAAAUAUGUUGUCAUUUUCAUCUCACCUUCUUAGUAGACUUAUGAAUGAUAGUUUGAAUAAAAGUUGUCGAUAUUGUAACUAUUUUUCAACUUCAUAAUUUGCAUAUGAGUCCUGUGAAGAAGACAAUAUUUGUUUCACUUUUUGGACCAAUUUGUCAAGAAAUAGAAGUUAAAUGUUAACUUGACGGAAUAUUUUAGAGUAUAUUGACAUAAAUCUGAAUUUAGUAUCUAGCGAUGUUAUAUGGAUUAGUACAGUGACCAUAUUGAUAAUUUAGCCAGCGAGAAUCAAAGGAAGAAAGGGGCUACUGCGAAGUGAGAAAGCGAGGGUUCAGAGGAACAGGGGACGACGGUGUGUCUCCCGCCGCCGGUCAGUCUUAGAGUGUAAUCGCAAUCGGCGCUCACCGCCACUUGACGUGGAGAGAGAGAGAGAGAUCGUGUUACUCCUGCAAAAGCCUUUCCAGAUCGAGAAGCAAAGAGAAGCAACAGCCAAGGUCCCAUUUGUCUGCUUGCCCAUCAGCUCGCCGCGUGCAGUGGCUCUUUGUUCACUGUUCUGCGGUGAGAUCAUUAUUCAUCGGGUUAUUAGAGGUUUGUUUCGUUGCACUUCUUAGUGGGACUGGGGUGGGGAAUCCUCUACAAUUUGGAUAAUCUCAAUAGGGUUAAGUCCCGCAAGAACACAUCGUGUUAUCUUUGGUUUAAAGGAAAUGAAUUUCCAGUUUCAGCCCAAUGCAUCAUUCUGUUCUUUACAAAUUAGUAGACUGCUAGUGUUUCUUAUGUGUGCAUACAACUGUUAAAGAGAGAAAGUUUCAGCCUUUAAAUUUUAGGUCCUGGGAGCUAUUGGCAUCAUUCUGAGUCUUCUCUGAUUGUGUGUGAAAGCCUUGGCAUCAUUCUUGAAUUGGGCAAGCGAGAUUCAUGACUUAAAUUCUUGUUUCCACAUCAUUAUAUUUAUAACUUAUGCGAAAGUCAGAAUUCAGCGAAUUUAAGCCGGCUUACCAGAGUUCAAGCUUGGAUCAAGCUCAUCGUCUAGUCUGAUUCGGCCUUUCUGAAACCUAGAUUUGACUGUGAAUUGAGUGCAGGUUCAUGCUACAAUUGAGCUCAAGAUUGUCUUUGUUAAUGUGCUUCUGCUGAGCCUAGCUCAGGCCUAGUGAUCUCCAACGCGGUUGCAGUUUUCUUUUAUUCAUUCUGUUGUGUUUUCCUGCCAUUAGUUGGGGGUGCAGGUUCUACAUGUAAAUGAAUACAGAUUUCUGUUGUUGUGCAUGAUGAAUCUAUGCCGAACUAAGCGAAUCAUGAAUCCAUUGACAAUGUGCCCUUUGGCUGAUAGAGGACUGGCAAUUUUGCAGCAAAGCAUGGGAGGUAGAGGUGUUAUUGGGGAUAAAUGGUCCAUGAGGAUUCUCUGGAUGUGUGCUCUCGGAAGUGCAGUCGGUAAGUAUUCCAGAAUGAACAUUACAUACUAGCACUAUUCUGCAACUGGUUUUCUAAAUCGACGGAUGCCAGUUAUAAAAUGAGCACUAAGUGGCUCUCUUUUUCCCAUGCAUUUCCUCUUCUCUCUAUCUGACAAAUUUUCUCUGUAUUCUUGCUUGGCCAGGUUUGUACAUGGUUGCAGUAGAAAGACAAGCACAAAACAGAAAAAAGAUGAUGGCCGAAGGCUUCACGGGUCUGGAUGACGAUGGGGGCGAAGAGGACGAUGUCUAAGCUCUAGUUCUUCUGGUUUGCUAUAGCAACUUUUAUCACAGUCCUGUAUUUUAGCUGUCUUUCAUCGUUUCUCAGUCGAAGCUAGCAGUUCCAAAUAAUAGCAGGGAUUGACACAUCUGGAAACUAGUACCAUGUUGCAACUUUGCCAAGUCUGACACAAUGAUGUUGGACUUUCCAUUGCCCUCGAAACCUCGUCGAAAUAGCUACUUCAGAAGGUAAAAUGUUGACAUAGGUUUUGCUUCCGACUGUGGUUACACGGCCAUGGCAGGCUUUCGUGGAUUCGGGUUUAUCUAUGGUGACUUUAACGGCUAGCAGUGGAUCAAAUGCAGUCGCGGAUUCCAUAGGUCAUCAAGAAAUAGUCUUGCAGCACUUGCGAUGACAAACUAAGAUACUGAUCUAAAUUGUGUAAUCUUUUCUUAAAACCCUUCUACUCUGCAUUGGAUUAGCUUCAGUUUCACUCCACUAAAGCUACAGAUCUCGCCCCAGUAAAUUUCCUUCGUUCAUCGAUCCAAAAUUACAUAAACGUGUUUAAAAUAAAUUGAUUAAUAAAUAACUCAUCGUCUAACAGAGCUCAACCCAGCAACGAGGCCAGUGUGUUAUACGCAUGAGCCGCGGCAAAAAAGCAGAAAAACAGGGGAGGGACGUUUGAAGUUCCGGCGGGAAACUGGCAUUCUUGGAUGCAACCGAACAGCAAAGCACGUAAAUUGAAUUCUGAAACAGUCCCAUAAUUCAUGGAGAAUCACGCACACUUCACUUCCACCAUUGCCCGGCCGACUGCUCUGAUCCCUUCCCUUCCCUUCGUCUCUACUAUAUAUAAAAUCGGAGGUAGCAGCACCACCACCAUGAUCAUCACCAUUUCCUCCUACUAGCUAAUUUGCAAUAUAUAUAAGCUCUACCAGCGAUGAAGAGCUCACCACUCCCGCUGCUGAUUCCUUGUCUGAUUCUGCUAUUGAUAUGCUCGAGCUGCUCUGCUUCGUCUCACCGCCUCCUGGCUUCCACCGCCGCUAGCUUCGACGGCGGAAGCAGCAGAGUUUAUGCACUCAGUGUUCCGUUGAGUAACGAUCAAGAAUUGGCGUCCGGGGUUGGGUAUGGUGCUGGCACCGGUGACGGAUCCGGGGUGGGGUACGGCUCUGGCUCUGGCACCGGCAGCGGUGGCGGAACUGGAAUUGGAGUCGGGAGCGGCGGCGGCGGAGGAGGUGGCGGGACGGGAGUCGGCGUUGGGUAUGGCGGCGGAUCAUCGUACGGGUCUGGAUGGGGGAGCGGGUCUGGAGGUGGAUUGGGGUAUGGGAUGGGCGGUUGGCCCGGUGGUUUUGGGUAUGGAGUCGGAAUCGGGACCGGGCCUGGCGGUGGCAUUCCAUUUAUUCCCUUUCCUGUCAACGGAGGCGGCGCUGGUGGUGGGAGUGGCAGCGGUGGCGGUGGCGGGGAGGGAUUCGGCGGGGGAAGUGGGAGUGGAAGCGGUGGGGGUGGCUCUGGCGGCGGAGGUGGUAGCAGUGGUGGCGGUAGCGGUGAAGGGUUUGGCAGCGGCAGCGGUGGGAGUGGAUUUGGCGGUGGAGCUGGGAGUGGUAGUGGGAACGGUAACGGUAACGGUAACGGUAACGACCAAGGGUCUGGCUCAGGAGCUGGUAGCGGCGGCAGCGGUGGUGGAGGAUUUGGUGCUGGAAGUGGGAGCGGAAGUGGUAACGGUGAAGGAUCUGGUUGGGGAGCUGGGAGCGGCAGUGGUGGUGGAUCUGGCUGGGGAGGUGGCAGCGGAAGUGGUAGCGGCGGUGGAUCUGGUGGCGGAGGAGAAAGCGGCGGUGGUAACAGUGAAGGGUCUGGUUCGGGAAUUGGGGGCGGCAGCGGUGGUGGCAAUAGUGGCGAGUCUGGAAGUGCUGGUGGUGGGGAAGGAAAUGGCAGCGGCAACGGCAGUGGUGGCGGAUCUAGCGGUGGUGGUGGAGAAGGGAAUGGUAACGGUAAUGGCAGCUCUGGCGGCGGUGGCAGCAGCAGUGGCGGCGUUUCUGGCGGCAGUGGUGGAGGAUCUAGCGGUGGUGGUGGAGAAGGGAACGGCAACGGUGGCGGGUCUGGCAGUGGAGGUGGGGGCGGCACCGGUAGCGGCGGUGGUAGUGGAGAUUAUAAUGGCGGUGGAGUUGGAAAUGGAGGAGGCGGGUCCGGCGGUGGAUCUGGAAGCAGUAGCGGUGGUAAUAUCGGUGGUGGGUCUGGCGGUGAAGGUGGGAGCGGCGGCAACAAUGGAGGCGUUAAUAAUGGUGGUGGAGCUGGUAAUGGAGGGGGUGGGUCCGGGGGCGGCACCGGCGCCGGGGCCGGGAGCGGAGGCGGCAGUGGUGGUGGAACUGGAAGCGGAGGUGGAUCCGGUGGUGGAACUGGGAGCGGAAGCGGCGGUAAUAUCGGUGGUGGGGGCGACAACGGUGGUGGGUCUGGCGGCGAAGGCGGAAGCGGCGGCAACAAUGGUGGCGAUAAUAAUGGUGGCGGAGCUGGUAAUGAAGGAGGUGGGUCCGGCGGUGGCAAUACUGGUGGCGGGGGCGGCAACGGUGCCGGUUCUGGCAGCGGUGGUGGUGGCUCGUACGGUCCUCCUGGCGGCCCAGCAUAUCCUCCAACAGCUCCUGGGCCUGGUAAUAAUUGUGGCAGCCCAUCAGGGCCUCCUGGUAACGGCCCAUGGGCCGGGGGCUGUGUUUGCAGCCAACAGUGUUCUCAGCAAUGCGGAUGGACCACCAACUUCAACGCGGCAGCUAUCAAUCACUGAAACAAAUUCGCUUCUGCAACCACAAAUACAGCAAGACAAUAAAGGAAAAUAUCAUAU
Linum trigynum is the source of this 5545-nucleotide messenger RNA. The record is from the annotation of a GenBank genome assembly. Lineage: Eukaryota; Viridiplantae; Streptophyta; Magnoliopsida; Malpighiales; Linaceae.